AUGCCUGAUGAGUUGUGUAACAGUGAAGCUCUUGCAAGUGUUGAAAAACUGUACCAAGUGACAGAAAUCAUUGACCGGAUGAUUACAGAAUUUAGUGACAGAUUUGAAGCUUUGAAUAAUGUAAAUAGCAUGUUUAGAUUUUUGAGUGGUGUUAAAAUUGAAAAAAUGCAAAAAGCAGAUCUAAAAAUUAAAGCAGAAGAAUUGGCAAAUAUAUACUCAGGUGAUUUCAACAUUGAAGAAUUCAACUUUGAAAUAGAAAUUUUUAAGCAUCACGCUUUGACAGUUGACAAAACUUUGAAAAAAGCCACAUCAAAAGAAAUGUUAACCCUCAUUUAUAAAAAUAAAUUAGAAGAAGCUAAAAAACUAGAAGAAUUUGUUUUUAAUGUAAUAUUCAAAACAAUUAUUUGA
Helobdella robusta is the source of this 408-nucleotide messenger RNA. RefSeq lists its product as hypothetical. The transcript has 2 exons. Lineage: Eukaryota; Metazoa; Annelida; Clitellata; Rhynchobdellida; Glossiphoniidae. The record is from RefSeq and is a predicted model, not a curated record. The coding region runs from base 1 to 408 and encodes 135 amino acids.